CUCUUCCACAGCUGCGCCGGACAGCAGCACUGUGGAAUUACCUUAAGACUUGCGCUCAGAUUUCUCCAAAAGAGCAGAGCAGGUCCAGACCUGGAGAGGAGAACAUGAGUUCCCCGAUGCAGGACAUGGAGCCGCAGUUUGGCUCAGAAGACCGAAGCUCCUUUAACUUCGGGGAGAAGAAGGAUGUUUGGAGAGGUGGUGGCGCAGACAGAGCCGAGCCUUCGUGCUGCCUCAGUGUCAGCAAGAUCAACUACACCGUCAGUGAGAGCGUGGGUCCGUGGUGGGACUUAAACUCCUACAGGAAGAGAUGGACCCGUCAGAUCCUCAAUGAUGUUUCCUUCCACAUAGACAGCGGGCAGAUUAUGGGGAUCCUGGGGAACUCAGGUUCGGGAAAGACGACGCUGCUGGAUGCCAUUUCAGGCAGAAUUGGGAACACUGGGACGCUCUUGGGUGAAGUUUUCAUCAACGGCAGGAAAGUCAAGCGAGAACAGUACCAGGACUGCUUCUCCUACGUGCUACAGAGUGAUAAUCUGCUGAGCUAUCUGACCGUGGAGGAGACCCUGACCUACACUGCUCAGUUGGCCCUGCGGAAACACUCAGCCAAAGCCAUCACGAAAAAAGUGUCGGCAGUGAUGGCCGAGUUGAGUCUCACUCACGUCGCCCACAGUGUGAUUGGGGGCCGGGUUUUCCCCGGGAUCUCUGGGGGUGAGCGAAGGAGAGUUUCCAUCGCCAGCCAGCUCCUCCAGGACCCCAAGGUCAUUUUGUUGGACGAGCCCACCACCGGACUGGACAGCAUGACAGCCAAUCAGAUCGUGAUGCUGCUGGCCGAGCUGGCUCGAAGAAAUCGCAUUGUUAUUGUGACCAUUCACCAGCCACGCUCGGAGCUCUUCAGGAUCUUCAGCAGAAUAGCUAUCAUGAGUCGAGGAGAGCUGGUGUUCUGCGGGCAGCCUGAGGAAAUGGUGGCCUUCUUCAGCAAAUGUGGAUACGAGUGUCCGGAGUACUGCAACCCCUUUGACAUCUAUGUUGACUUCACCUCAGUGGACACUCACAACAGUGAGAGGGAAGCAGCCACUUUCAAUCGCAUGCAUGAGAUCACGUCAUCCUAUCGAAAGUCUGCCAUCUACGAGGGCAUGCAGCAGAAGAUGCAGCAGAGCCUGCAGAGGGCAGACAAACCUGACAUCCCCUUCAAGAGCAAGGAGUCUCCCAGUGGGGCCGCCAAACUCGAGGUUCUUGUCAGGCGAACUGCACGGAACCUGUCUCGAGAUCGCAUGGGUGUUCUGAUGCGUCUGUCUCAGAACUUGAUCUACGGCCUCUUCGUCGCCUUCUUCGUGAUAGACCUGGAUGAUGACGUCAGUAAGGGCGCCAUCCAGGACCGUAUUGGCAUCAUCUACCAGUGUAUCGGAGCGUCGCCCUACACCGGCAUGCUGAACGCUGUCGCCCUCUUCCCAGCACUGAGGGCCAUCAGCGACCAGGAGAGCCAGGAUGGUCUCUACAGUAAAUGGCAAAUGUUUUUGGCUUACAUUGUCCACAUCCUGCCCUUCAGUGUACUCAGCGUCUUCAUUUUCAGCUCCUUCCUUUACUGGACGGUGGGCAUGUAUCCUGACAGCAUGCGCUUCCUGUGUUUCUCUGCUGUGGUCAUGGUUCCUCACAUCAUCGGCGAGUUGCUGACUGUCGUGCUGCUUGGUGUGGUCCAGGACCCAAACAUGGUGAACACCGGCGUGGCUUUGCUCAACAUUGCUGGGAUCCUUGUGGGCUCUGGUUUCUUGAGAAGCACCCAGCAGAUGCCCACGCUGUUCCAGUGGCUGAGCUACCUGACUUUCCAGAAGUACAGCUGCGAGCUGCUCAUCGUCACUGAAUUCCACCAACUUGAAUUCACCUGCAACAAUUUCACACUUUUACCGGGGGGUUGCUUGAUCACCAACGGAAACCAGGUCAUUGAAGAAGGUUACCCUGGAGCUCUGUCCCGCUACACACAAGACUUCCUGCUCCUCUACUCGUUCCUCCCUGCGCUGCUACUGCUGGGCAUAAUCAGCUUCAAGAUUAGAGACCGGCUUGUGCGUCACUAAAAGCGAAAAUACACUUUUUAUAACAGGACAUUGACUUGUUCAAAUGCUUUAUUACUUAAAAACAUAAACAAUGGACGAUGAUUUAACGACUGUGUGUUUUCUGAAACUGCCCUGGAUGAAAUCGGAGCAGUAAUAUCCAAGUUUGUUGCUGUCAGACAGCAAAAGGAAAAUGUAUGUAUUCGCACACAUGUAAUAAAUUGUAUAAAAGCUACGGUAUUUAAAUGUACAUGAUUGAUACAGAAGACGGCGAUGUACAUCAAUUUGUGAAGAGUAUAUGAUUACAUUUUUAAAACUUGUAUUUUGUUGUAAAUACUGGGAUAAAAUAAACUAAAUUGUUUUGAGAAGAUUAUUUUUAAGUGUCAAGGUUG
Messenger RNA from Synchiropus splendidus (mandarinfish), 2434 nucleotides. RefSeq names its product ATP-binding cassette, sub-family G (WHITE), member 5 (gene abcg5). The transcript has 14 exons. The record is from RefSeq and is a predicted model, not a curated record. Gene Ontology annotation, cellular component: plasma membrane. Gene Ontology annotation, biological process: cholesterol homeostasis. Gene Ontology annotation, molecular function: ABC-type transporter activity; ATP binding; ATP hydrolysis activity. Bases 105 to 2066 code for a protein of 653 amino acids. NCBI's taxonomy places the organism in Eukaryota, Metazoa, Chordata, Actinopteri, Syngnathiformes, Callionymidae.